AGGAGAGCACGAUGAAUGAGUGCUCCCUUCGCCUCCGAGUUGUCUGAGUUGGCGGCGCCGCGCCCCGGCUUCCGGCUCUCGGCGCCCCACGCGCUCGCGGCUCCAGCGGCUCCAGCCCACGUCCGCGCCGGGAGCCGAGCUCGCCGCGCCGCGCCGCGCCGCGCCGGGGAGCCCGGGCUCCCGAGCUCCUGUCCCGGCCCCGGUCCAGGGGAAAGCAGGGUGUCCCCGGGCAGAGGCGCACGGCCGCGCGGUCUCCCGCACUCUCCGCGGCCCAUCGGUCUCUCCAUGGCCUCUCAUCAGCAAUCCCGGAUCCAGGCUUACCUGGAGAAGAACAAGAUCGGUCCCCUGUUUGAGGAAUUAAUGACCAAGUUAAUUACUGAGACACCUGACCAGCCAAUCCCAUUUCUCAUUGACCAUCUUCAGUCUAAACAAGAAAACCAUGGACACCUUCAGAGAACUUUAUCUGGAUCUGCAGCUCUCUGGGCAGAAAGUGAAACAUUAGAACAUAAAGGAACAAAAAAAGAAUUCAGAAACUAUGAUAAACCCUGGCAGUUAAAUGCAAAGAAGCCUAAAAAGUCAAAAAGCGACCUUGCCGUGUCUAGUCUUUCUCCACCAUCACCAGAAUCAAAAUCAUUGCCAAGGUCAGUAGAUCAUCCUAAGUGGAACUGGAGGACUAAACCAGAAAGCCGUGAUUUUGAUGAGUUGAACCACAUCCUUCAAGAGAGCAAGAAACUGGGAAAAGCCCUUGAGAAUCUCUCUCGAAGUAUUGCAAUUUCAGAGGAACUCGAUAAGGAAACAGUGGCGUUUAAUUCUUCUCUUCUGAGACCCCGUGUAAUUGGAGAGUGGAUUGGUCGAGAAGAGAAUGACGCUGAUCCACUGGCUGCUGAAAUGCUACAGCCCCCAAUUCCAAGAAGUAAAAAUGAACAAUGGGAAAAUGAAGAUAAUAGCUCUAGCCCUGCAGGAAGCUUAAAGGUGGAGCCCAAGACUAAAGGAUUAAAACAGCAGCAACAGCAGCAUAAGAAACUUCUGGCAGCAAUGCUCUCUCAAGAUUCUUUUGAGUCUGUCCAUAGCCCCACCCCAUCGGUAACAGAAGAAGAUAUUGAUAAUGAAGAUGAUGCAAUGGAAUUGCUGGAGGAUCUUGAUGAUUUAAGAAUGGAGGGAGUAACUACCCUGGUACCUUCUGGGAACAAAUUUAACCAAGGUCGAGCUACUCACUCUGCUGAACCUCAGGCCAAAGUCACACUGAACAUCUGUUCAAGGUGUGCCAGGCUUCAAGGAGACAACCUGGUGGAAAGGACAGAAGAGACCUCGCAAACACUUCAUUCUCCAGAUGAAAUAAUCCCAGAUUUUUUGGAUUCUCUAGCUGGAACAGAAGAAGCACUGAUGGAAGAGGGUGAAGAAUUUGAGAAAGCAUCUAGAUUAACAGGACCUGAUGACUCUUUAAAGCAGUUGCAGGUGGUUCAUCAACCGUGGAUCCUGCCAAGUGACACAGAAAGUGAAGGAGUGGAAGCAGAACAAGAGAAACGUUCUGCUGAUCUUCUUCUUUGUGUUCCAUGCUCUUCUUGUCCUGCACUCGUCUACUCUGGUCUGUGAAGCAGGCAGGAGAAGUUGCAAGUGGUCCUUAAAGAAAUGGCAUUAUUCAAAUCCUUACGUAUAGUUCUAAUUUUAUUUACUACGUGUAAUCAUUUAGAGAAUGGUUAUUUUUAUAAUAUCAAUAAUAAACAAGUACUCUUGUAACCAGGGGUGCCUAAGUGUGUAAUCAGAGAACACUAACUCUGGCAAAGCAUUCUGGGGAGGUCAGGCUGCCUACUGCCUUUCGACAUGGUUAGUGUCCUGGGUUUAGAUUACUUUAUACCUAGUUAUUAAGAUUACUAUUUGAUACUUUAAAAAUUGCCUGAUUCAAAUAACUUUGCUUAAAUUUUUUCUGUAUUUUAACUUGUCUAGGGUUUUCUACUUCUUAUAUUUUUAUAAUAUUUUCUCGUUUUUUAGAUUAGUAAACAUUGUACUUACCCACACGUGCCAAGACAAGCCAUUUAGGUCUCUCCAGGAGUUAGCUGUUGGUGUCGUCACCUGCCAUAUGUGUUUCUGUGCAGCAGCAAGAGGCGUGUUCUCCACCACUGCUGCUUCUUCCUCUGACUAUCUUCCCUGUUCUUAUCAAAAUAAAUAAUUGAUAUGUUAAUUCAAUAAAGCAGAUCCUUAAGGAAUGAAAUGCAUGGCCCAAAGCAUAUGCAAUGAAAACUGUUUGACCAUUUAUCCGAUUAUUGAACCCAAUUAAGGUUAUCCAUUUUAAAUUUGAUAUAUGCUCGCUUUUGGAAUGUGUUAUGCAUUGAUGCUAAAUGAAUGGAACUAAGUAAAUUUGUUGAGUAUCU
Aethalodelphis obliquidens (Pacific white-sided dolphin) is the source of this 2369-nucleotide messenger RNA. RefSeq names its product chromosome unknown C8orf34 homolog (gene CUNH8orf34). The record is from RefSeq and is a predicted model, not a curated record. NCBI's taxonomy places the organism in Eukaryota, Metazoa, Chordata, Mammalia, Artiodactyla, Delphinidae.